Prunus persica (peach) is the source of this 2413-nucleotide messenger RNA. RefSeq names its product phosphatidate cytidylyltransferase, mitochondrial. The record is from RefSeq and is a predicted model, not a curated record. Gene Ontology annotation, molecular function: phosphatidate cytidylyltransferase activity. Bases 540 to 1544 code for a protein of 334 amino acids. The transcript has 10 exons. Gene Ontology annotation, cellular component: mitochondrion. Gene Ontology annotation, biological process: CDP-diacylglycerol biosynthetic process; cardiolipin biosynthetic process. Lineage: Eukaryota; Viridiplantae; Streptophyta; Magnoliopsida; Rosales; Rosaceae.
AAGGAAGGAGAGAUUUCACACCAAAAAAAAAAAAAUCAAAUCCCUGAAAGUUCUUACCAGGGAUGGAGAGCUAGGACGGGAUAGUAUAGCCAUACCCAGUCCCGAACCGGUCUGUUGCCAUCCCUAGGUGGUAAGGUUCAAAUAGCAACACUUUUUUUUUUUCCUUCUAACAAGUUAAAUUGUGUAAUGAAAAAAAAAAUAGAACCUAAUAAAAUGACCGUUUUAGCCUCCGACCUUGAAGAAAACCGACCAUAAAGGACCCACAAAGGAAUAGCAUCCAUCCAGUAUCAGGUAUCCAACCGAAUCACCAAAACCCUAAACCCUGAAUUUGCCAUUUUCCGCAGAACCUGUAUUUAAAAAAUAAUAAUAAUAACUACUUUGAAAAUUUGGAAAGACGAAAAUAUUAUGGAACUUGUGUAGCUAAGAAUGAAGAGUUUGACUCUGAAAGACCGCAUCUUGGCUUGCACUUGAUGUGUUUGAUGAAAUUCCUCUUCAAUCUUUCUUCAGAAUACUAAUGUCCUGUGAACUGCUAGCUUAGUAUGGAAAACCACGACAAAGCCCAGCUUCAAAGUUUUCUCAAAACUCUUCCCCCUGUUGAGUUCUGCUGUGUCUAUGGCUCAUCUCUCCACCCCAACAAUCCUGGCAGUGCAAAGUCAACCAUGGUAGAUUGCAUUCUUGGUGUAUCAAAUCCCCAACAAUGGCAUUCCGAGAAUCUGACAUUGAACAACGAUCAUUAUGCCGCGUGGAUGGUGCUUCUUGGUGGGGCAAGACUGAUUACUGACGUUGCAGAUGAAAUUGGUGUAGGAGUGCACUUCAAUCCUUUUGUUAGCUGGGACGACAAGAUGUUCAAGUAUGGGGUUGUUCGCAUGCACGACUUGGUUCAGGACAUACUAAAUUGGGAGAGGUUCUAUUUGAGUGGCCGAUUACAAAAACCAGUUCAUGUACUUUUGGAUAAUCUGGAUGUCACAAAUGUAAACUCGGUUAAUUUGAGGGCUGCAAUGUCUGCAGCUCUCCUUCUUUUGCCAUCCAAGUUCACUGAGGAAGAACUGUAUGCCAAAAUAUGUAGCCUCUCGUAUAUGGGCGACUUGCGUAUGCUUUUUGCAGAGGACAGAAAUAAGGUGAAGAAAAUAGUACAAGGGCAAUUUGAAUUGUUCCGUUCGAUGUAUAAGCCAUUUAUUGAAGAGUAUGAGACCAAAGAGUUGUUGAGACGCUCAAUAUCUGGGAAUACUCAACCAAUCAUAUCUCAGGAUGGCGGUUUAUCAGCAGCUCAAUCUCUCGUUUCUUCUCUGCCCCCAAUGGUCAGAAGCCAAAUGGCGAUGAAGCUAGGAGAAAAGAAAGUACUGUGUGACUCUGGUCGAGUUAUUCAGGAAAUUGUGAUUGGCUCCAAAGACGAGGCUGCUAAAUGCAUGCAGACUAUUCUGCAGCGAAAGGUCAUGGUUUCAAGUGCAAGACAGGCCGUGUCUGGUCUCCUGGCUGCUGGUGGCAUUACUGCCAUGAGAUAUGUUGGUGCUAAAAUGAGCAAGGCUUGGAAAUCCUGGAGAUGAUAGCUCUUUAUUUAAUUUUUUAUGCAUUUUUAGUGCCAGUCUUGUUCAGCCAUAAACUGUUAGCAUGAGAGGGACGUGGAAAGCAUGAUUUUUGCAAUUCAUCUCAUUCAACAAGAAACAUAACUUGUAUGAGCUCCCUCCGGUUCACUGGUCAAUAGGUUUCAUUCAAACAAGAUAUUGUUGUUUGUCCCAAGGAAGAAGAAACAGUUGUUAUCAGUGGGCAUUUUGUGAUAAGAAACUGCGGGAGGAAAAUUGAGUUUUGUAUGGACAUGUACAUUUUAAUCUUUAAUUAAGUCCAAAAAAUUGACAGCUGAUUGAUUUAAAUCAAGACUUUGAAUUUGAAUUAUAUCUUUGAAUUUUCUACACGCUGUUUCCAAUAGUUGAAACUCAUCUUUGAAUUUUCCUACAAAUUCCAAUUGGAUCACUGCAUGGGGGCCUCAGUGUUCAAUUUUGUUUCACAGCCUUGACUUCACUGCAAGUAAAGGAUUGCUCAUGGACGGAUAGUAGCCCAGGUACAUCAAUUUCACAGCCUUGACUUCACUAAAAGCUUAGAUCAAUGCCAUUUACAUAUUUGUAAUUACAUGUUUAAUGGCAAAUUUUUCUUCCAUAGACUUAUUUGGAGAGGGAAUAUUUGAAAAAAAAAAAGUAAAAACACUUCACGAAAAAAAUAAAAUAAAAUAAGGAAAGUGUAUUGCUACUGCUUGUUCUAGUGCUCAUUAAAGAACGUUUCAUCAUCAUCCAGUAUCAAUUUCAAAGGCUCUUCUUGAAUUUUGACCCCAAAAAAUAAAAGGCUCUUCUUGAAAGACCUUUUUUUUCUUUUUUCUGUCUUAAUUAAAGAUUUUUUUUUUUUGGCUACAAAAAGAUAUUCG